AUGACCCUCCCCCAUGCUUGUUGUACCUGCGCAACCAUCCUCAGCGACACCAAGGUCCCCUAUGACCCUCACUCCGAGAAACCAUUGCUCUUCACGCGGCGGCUGGAGUGUUGCUCACGCGACAUUUGCGCCCUUUGCCAGUACCAAAACCCCCGUUUCCAGUCAUACUGUCCUUUCUGCCAGAUCUCCACCGGGCCCACUGCGCUGCCUAAGGAUGGCCUGAGAUUACCCCCGUCCUAUUCCAAGACUGCUGUCCCUUCUUCGCACAGCAAGAACAAAGACGCCGCGACGAGAGGAGCUUCGCCACCCCCCUCAUACCAUGACUCGUCCAGGGCACAGCGCUCACUGCUGGAACCAAGCCUCGCUCCGCCCGAGGAUGCCGAAGACACCGUCCACUUCGUGUCACUGGAGGACUCCCUGCCGUCCUUAUCGAUAGCCUACAGCGUCCCGAUCUCCGUGCUGCGGCAGCACAAUAAUCUCUACUCCGAUAGCCUUCUCACGGCGAGGAAAUGGAUCCUCAUUCCUCGAUCACAUUAUACUGGCCCGUCAUUGUCGACGCCGCCAGACCCCGACGAGGAGGAGCGAAAGAUCAAGCUGCGCAGGUGGAUGGUCGCCACCAAAUGUGCAGACUAUGCUGUUGCGACCUUGUACCUGAAAGGAAGCGAUUAUAACCUUGACAUCGCGGUGGGUGCGUUCAAGGCCGACGAGGAGUGGGAGAGAACAAAUCCGCUAAAGGGAAGGGCAAAAGGCAAGGAGGUCUCUAAACGGAGCGCCAGGGGGGGCAGAGUCGGGGGCAGUCUGUCGGGGCAGCUUUCGUGA
Molecule: messenger RNA, 819 nt
Organism: Exophiala aquamarina CBS 119918
Lineage: Eukaryota; Fungi; Ascomycota; Eurotiomycetes; Chaetothyriales; Herpotrichiellaceae
Exons: 1
Coding region: 1-819 (272 amino acids)
Source: RefSeq, a predicted model, not a curated record